CCAGGGGCGCUGUUUCCUCUCUCUAUACCCAUAAGCGGGGGAGUGAGAGAGGUGCAUGAAAUGGAGAAAAAUGGCGGAUCAUGUGCAGGGCCUCGCCCAGCUGGAGAUCCUGUGUAAGCAGCUGUACGAGACCACGGACACGGCGGUGCGUCUGCAGGCAGAAAAAGCUCUGGUUGAGUUCACCAACAGCCCCGACUGCCUCAGCAAGUGUCAGCUGCUGCUGGAGAGAGGCAGCUCUUCCUAUUCCCAGUUGCUCGCGGCCACAUGUUUGUCCAAACUGGUUUCUCGAACCAGCAACCCUCUCCCACUCGAGCAACGCAUCGAUAUCCGGAACUAUGUUCUGAACUACCUAGCAACACGGCCCAAGUUGGCGGCGUUUGUGACGCAGGCUCUGAUCCAGCUCUACGCCCGGAUCACCAAGCUGGGCUGGUUCGACUGUCAGAAAGACGACUACGUGUUCAGGAACGUCAUCGCCGACGUGACGCGCUUCCUGCAGGACAGCGUGGAGCACUGCAUCAUCGGAGUCACCAUCCUAUCACAGCUCACCAACGAGAUCAACCAGGCGGACACGACACACCCUCUGACCAAACACAGGAAGAUCGCCUCGUCCUUCAGAGACUCAUCGCUCUUCGACAUCUUCACGCUCUCCUGUAACCUCCUCAAACAGGCGUCGGGGAAGAACCUGAACCUGAACGAUGAGUCACAGCACGGCCUCCUCAUGCAGCUGCUGAAGCUCAGCUACAACUGCCUCAACUACGACUUCAUAGGAACGUCCACAGACGAGUCCUCCGACGACCUGUGCACCGUGCAGAUCCCCACCUCCUGGAGAUCAGCGUUCCUUGAUUCCUCCACCCUGCAGCUCUUUUUCAAUUUAUAUCAUUCCAUCCCUCCGUCCCUCUCCCCUUUGGUGUUGUCCUGUUUAGUUCAGAUAGCCUCCGUGCGGCGCUCUCUCUUCAACAACGCGGAGCGAGCGAAGUUCCUCUCUCACCUGGUGGACGGAGUGAAGAGGAUACUGGUGAACCCACAGUGUUUGCCGGACCCGAAUAACUACCAUGAGUUCUGCCGGCUGCUGGCGAGGCUGAAGAGCAACUACCAGCUGGGGGAGCUGGUCAAAGUGGAAAACUACCCCGAGGUGAUCCGCCUCAUCGCUAACUUCACCGUCACCAGUCUGCAGCACUGGGAGUUUGCCCCCAACAGUGUUCACUACCUGCUGAGCUUAUGGCAGCGUCUGGCCGCUUCCGUGCCAUACGUCAAAGCCACCGAGCCCCACCUGCUGGAGACCUACACCCCCGAGGUCACCAAGGCCUACAUCACAUCGCGGCUGGAGUCCGUGCACGUCAUCCUCAGAGACGGGUUGGAGGAUCCUCUGGACGAUGCAGGUCUCGUACAGCAGCAGCUGGACCAGCUGUCCACCAUCGGCCGCUGUGAGUACGAAAAGACGUGCGCGCUGCUGGUGCAGCUGUUCGACCAGGCGGCGCAGAGUUACCAAGAGCUGCUGCAGUCCACCAACUCCAGCGCCGCGGAUAUCACCGUGCAGGAGGGUCGGUUGACGUGGUUGGUGUACAUCAUCGGUGCGGUGAUCGGGGGACGGGUGUCAUUCGCCAGUACAGACGAGCAGGACGCCAUGGACGGAGAGUUAGUCUGUCGGGUGCUGCAGCUGAUGAACCUGACAGACUCCCGGCUCGCUCAGGCGGGAAACGAGCGGCUGGAACUCGCCAUGCUCAGCUUCUUCGAGCAGUUCAGGAAAAUCUACAUCGGAGACCAGGUGCAGAAAUCAUCAAAGCUUUAUCGACGAUUAUCAGAAGUUCUGGGAUUGAACGACGAGACCAUGGUACUCAGUGUCUUUAUAGGGAAAAUCAUCACAAACUUGAAGUACUGGGGCCAGUGUGAACCAAUCACCUCCAAGACACUCCAACUACUGAACGACCUCUCCUUAGGGUACAGCAGCGUGAGGAAGCUGGUGAAGCUCAGUGCUGUGCAGUUCAUGUUGAACAACCACACUAGUGAGCACUUCUCCUUCCUCGGCGUGAACAACCAGUCCAAUCUGAGCGACAUGAGGUGUCGGACCACCUUCUACACGGCUCUGGGACGCCUGCUAAUGGUGGACCUAGGUAAUGGUGGAAAAGGUGAAGACGAGGAUCAGUUUGAGCAGUUCAUGCUUCCUCUGACGGCGGCGUUUGAAACUGUGGCUCAGAUGUUGAGCACAAACACCUUCAACGAGCAGGAGGCCAAGAGGACUCUGGUGGGUUUGGUUCGGGACCUGCGGGGCAUCGCCUUUGCCUUCAACGCCAAAACCAGCUUCAUGAUGCUCUUCGACUGGAUGUAUCCGGCUUACAUGCCCAUCCUGCAGAGAGCCAUCGAGCUGUGGUACCACGACCCAGCAUGCACCACUCCCGUCCUCAAGCUCAUGGCGGAGCUGGUGCACAACAGGUCUCAGAGGCUACAGUUUGACGUGUCGUCGCCGAACGGCAUCCUGCUGUUCAGAGAAACCAGCAAGAUGAUCACCACCUACGGGAACCGCAUCCUGACGCUGGGCGAGGUGCCGAAGGACCAGGUGUACGGCGUGAAGCUGAAGGGCGUCAGCGUCUGCUUCGCCAUGCUGAAGGCCGUCCUCAGCGGGAACUACGUCAACUUCGGGGUUUUCCGACUCUACGGAGACGACGCGCUGGACAACGCUCUGCAGACCUUCAUCAAACUGCUGCUGUCCAUCCCGCACAGCGACCUGCUCGACUACCCGAAGCUGAGUCAGUCGUUCUACUCUCUGCUGGAGGUCCUGACUCAGGAUCACAUGAACUUCAUCGCCAGCCUGGAGCCGCAUGUCGUCAUGUACAUCCUGUCCUCCAUCAGCGAGGGGCUCACUGCACUGGACACGAUGGUGUGUACGGGCUGCUGCUCGAGUCUGGACCACAUCGUCACGUAUCUGUUCAAGCAGCUCUCGCGCUCCACCAAGAAGCGCCCGACCCCCAUGGCCACGGAUGAUCGAUUUCUGCACAUCAUGCAGCAGCACCCCGAGAUGAUCCAGCAGAUGUUGUCCACAGUGCUGAACAUCAUCAUCUUCGAGGACUGCAGGAACCAGUGGUCCAUGUCCCGCCCCCUGCUGGGCCUCAUCCUGCUCAACGAGAAGUACUUUGCAGACCUGAGGAACAGCAUCGUGAACAGCCAGCCUCCAGAGAAGCAGCAGGCCAUGCACUUAUGUUUCGAGAACCUGAUGGAGGGCAUCGAGAGGAACCUGCUCACCAAGAACCGAGACAGGUUUACUCAGAACCUGUCUGUGUUCCGGCGCGAGGUGAACGACAGCAUGAAGAACUCAACGUACGGCGUAAACAGCAACGACAUGAUGAGCUGACAUUCCCCCAUCACCCCCCCCCCCCUGCCGCAGACAGACCCCCCCCCACCCUCCCUGCAUCACCCCACUCCCCCCCGGGCCCGGAUGCCUGGGGCUCACCCCCCCUUCCUCCACGCUGGUUAAACUCCCCCCUCCUCUUUUUGAUAUAAGCAUAUAUAAAUAUAUACAGAUCUAUUUUAAAGCGAUGGUCUAAAAACGCGUCCGGCUGCGGGGGGGCGGGAGGAGGAGGAGGUGGUGUGUUUGUGUGUGGGGAGGGGGGGUAAACGUAGUAAUCUGCUUCUGCCUGCCUUGUAUAGAAAAACACACCCCCGAAAAAAACCAAGUGUACAUUUUUUUUCGUAACAUUUUGAACAAUGUUUAUAAUGAUCGAGAGGAAACACAAAAAUCAAAAUGAAAAAAAAACUGUGUGAUUGAGCUUUUUACAGUGUAGUGAGUCAGUGUCUGCAGGGGGGAGCACUUAGGCUGCAGAGGGAGGGGGGGGGCACUAACAGGAAGUCAGAGCAUCCAUGUUGUACAUUUUACUGAAGUCUCUGGAGGAAGUGAUGUAAAUACACAGCGCGGGUUAAAGGGACGCGCAUCGUGUCCGGCUCUUAAAGGGAUGCUACGCCUGCAAAAAUCAUCAUGUACACAUCCAUUAAUCACAGAAUCAUGCAAGAACAACGUGUUUGCAUCCCGCCGAAACCUAAAGUACAGGAUGUGUUGUCGGGUUUCAGUGGGAUGCAAGGAAAAACUACAUUUCCUGCACAUAUUUAUAUCUGUGGCGGUGAACGCAGCACGGUCCUCUUCAAGAUGCAUUUUACAGAAAUAAUUUCUAACACUAAUUAAAAUAAUCAACUUUAUAUAAAUACACCUGGAAGUCCUCUUUAACUUAACAAGAAAUAAUAAUAACGGAGCCGGGGAGAAGAUAACUGAUCAGAUUAUUAAUAUUCAGAAAAUAAACUUUGGACUUGAAUAAUGAAACUAAAUUCUCUCACAUUUAAGACCUUUGCAAUAAAUAAUCACAGGUGUUCUCUAAGAUUAAAUCGAUCAUAUUGAACAGUUUCUGUUGUAAUUCUUUCUUAUAGUUCACUACAUUAAGCUUGGAAUAUAUAAACAAUCUUCCACUUUAUUAACCACUUAAAUCUUUGAGAAAAUCAAACAUUUUUCUAAAAAAAUACCAAGUUUUUUUCUCUUAAAUUCACAGCUUUAUUCAAAGGAAUCUCCCAUUUUGUUUCUCGAGAAAUCAUGACUAAAUCGUGUGGCAUAAUCAAGAUUCUGAUCCAAAUUCUCCAAAAUAAAACAAGUAAAUCUUCGAGAAACCUGGAUAUUAUCUAGGUUUUUUUCCUCGUAAAUGUACCACUUUAAUCCACUGAAAUACUAAAUAUCAUCUCAGAUUCAGGUUACACAUUUGCGAUAAAAGAAACCAGGUUAUUCUUUAAGAUGAACCUGAUAUAAUGUAAAUUCACUUUAUUAAGCCUGGAAAAUAUAGACAAUCUGUCCCAUUAAUUAACGACUGAAGUCUCUGAGAAUAUCCCAACAUGUUCUCUAAAACCUAAAAACAUGCUCCGUUUUUCUCUUAAAUUCACAGCUUUACUGGGAAAAGGUUUCUAUCCUAAAUCCUCCGAAAUAAAACGAGUAAUUCCGGAGAACACCUGGAUAUUUUCUCCUAAAUGAACCUGUUUAAAUACUAAGUACCCUCACAGAUGUCCCCCCCCCCAGGCUGCAUAUUUUAUUAUUUAUGUUCCUGCACCGUGAAUGAAGUUACCCUAAGUCCCGCCGCGUCUCGUCACGUGCAGAUCCUGAAGUUUUUUACGAACACCAGAAACGAGGUUUAAGAAGUCAGCGUUUCGCGCGUCCCUUUUUGCGCGCGAACUAGCAUGUUGGUUAGCGUGUAAACACCAUGGUCACGCCUUCACCCCCCCCCCCCCCAUCUGGCAGGCCGGGUGCAGCUUUCACCAUCUUGUUUACACUCUGCACUGCACCCCCCCUUCAGCGGAUUUGUGUGUGUGUGUGUGUGUGUGUGUGUGUGUGUGUGUGUGUGUGUGUGUGUGUGUGUGUGUGUGUGUGUGUGUGUGUGUGUGUGUGUGUGUGUGUGUGUGUGUGUGUGUGUGUGUGUGUGUGUGUCAUGGUGCUGCGACCCCCGUUGGAUACAGUAAUAAAGAGGGAGGGGCUCCUUGUGAAGGACGUUCAGUUGUAAAUCUGUUAGCAACGUGUGUUACUUUCUACGAUGUCGCUGCUAACCGUUACCGUGACAACUAGCUCAUUUCUAACCAUGUCCGCACUCAUGGAUGUUUAUUGAGUUUCUAAUUCUUUGGUUUGUGUCCUGAUGUGAAUGUGUUGGGUCCAUAGAGUGAGUAGAGUUGUUUGGAUGUCUGCUACAUAUAGUGUAAGCAUUGUGACUGCAAAUAAACCUCAUUGAUUUUUA
Messenger RNA from Eleginops maclovinus (Patagonian blennie), 5750 nucleotides. It is a transcript of the gene xpo7, whose product is annotated as exportin 7. Bases 56 to 3346 code for a protein of 1096 amino acids. Gene Ontology annotation, biological process: protein export from nucleus. Lineage: Eukaryota; Metazoa; Chordata; Actinopteri; Perciformes; Eleginopidae. The transcript is spliced from 26 exons. Gene Ontology annotation, molecular function: small GTPase binding; nuclear export signal receptor activity. The record is from RefSeq and is a predicted model, not a curated record. Gene Ontology annotation, cellular component: cytoplasm; nuclear pore.